Syngnathoides biaculeatus (alligator pipefish) is the source of this 2043-nucleotide messenger RNA. Its product is annotated as flavin-containing monooxygenase 5-like. Bases 6 to 1877 code for a protein of 623 amino acids. The record is from RefSeq and is a predicted model, not a curated record. Gene Ontology annotation, molecular function: N,N-dimethylaniline monooxygenase activity; NADP binding; flavin adenine dinucleotide binding. Lineage: Eukaryota; Metazoa; Chordata; Actinopteri; Syngnathiformes; Syngnathidae. The transcript has 10 exons.
ACCUAAUGUUGUGUCCGCCCGGAGAGACCUUUGUUUGUUUUUCCAGGAAAUCACGUCGCCUGCUGUCACGACGAAUUCGGGAGUCGAGUCGGGCGCGGGAGACUCCAGCACUCCGCCCACUACCGGCCAUCGCUACUGCGAGCUGGACGACUGCAAAGCAACACACGUCACUCCAGUCGUCUUCAGUGCAAAGCAGCUUCAGCAUGCCUCGUCGCGUGGCGGUGAUUGGAGGAGGUAGCUCGGGCCUGGCCUGCAUCAAGUGUUGCCUGGACGAGGGUCUGGAGCCCGUCUGCUUUGAAAGCAGUGAUGACAUCGGGGGCCUGUGGCGGUUCAAGGAGAACCCCGAGCCAGACAGGGCCAGCAUCUACCACUCCGUCAUCAUCAACACCUCCAAGGAGAUGAUGUGCUUCAGCGACUUCCCCAUCCCAGCCCACUUCCCCAACUACAUGCACAACACCCUCAUCAUGGACUACUUCCGCAUGUAUGCCGACCACUUCAAGCUCCACAAGCACAUCCGCUUGAAUACCAAAGUCUUGCAAGUGAAACCGAGGGCUGACUUUUCACGUUCUGGCCAGUGGGAUGUGGAGACCCAAAACCAGGAGGGCAAAAAGAGUAAACACAUCUUUGACGCCGUUAUGGUCUGCAUCGGACACCACUGCCACCCCAACCUGCCUCUCCACGACUUCCCAGGCCUCGACACAUUCCAGGGGCAGUACUUCCACAGUCGUGACUACAAGACAGCCGAGGAAUGGCGGAACAAGAAGGUGGUGGUGGUCGGGAUCGGGAACUCGGGGGGCGACAUAGCUGUGGAGCUCAGCAGGGUCACCAAGCAGCUUUACCUGAGCACCCGAAGGGGCGCUUGGGUGCUGAACAGAGUCGGAAAAAACGGCGUGCCUCGGGACUUGGCGGUCAACAGGGUGAUGUAUACGCUCUGGAAACUGCUUCCCUUUGGCGUGGUCUGCGGCUUGGGGGAGAGACAACUCAACCAGCGGUUUGAACACAGCCUGUAUAGUCUCAAGCCCAAGCACAGGUUGUUCAGCCAGCAUCCCACCGUGAGCGACGAGCUUCCCAACCGCAUCCUGUCGGGAACGGUGCAGGUCAAGCCCAACAUCCGCCGAUUUGACGGCUCCAGCGUGGAGUUUGACGACGGCACCGUGGUGGACGAAGUGGAUUUGGUGGUGUUUGCCACAGGCUACAGGUUUUCCUUCCCAUUUCUUCCUCCGAAUGUGAUCUCCAUUUCGGACAACAAGGCGCCGCUGUACAAAUACGUGUUCCCCCCGGAGCUGGAACGCCACACCCUGGCCGUCGUUGGGCUGGUGCAGCCUCUGGGGGCCAUUAUGCCCAUUUCUGAGAUGCAGGCCCGAUGGGCCACCAGGGUCUUUAAAGGAUGCGUCAAGCUUCCUGCAAUGGCUGACAUGCAGGAUGACAUCAAGUGGAAGCAGGACGCCAUGGCCAACAGGUAUGUGAGAAGUCAGAGACACACCAUUCAAGUGGAUUAUGCAAACUACAUGGACGAGAUAGCGGUGCUGGUGGGAGUGCGGCCCAAUAUCCUCCGACUAUUGCUAACCGACCCCAGGCUUGGCCUGGACCUGCUCUUCGGCCCCGUCACCCCGUACCAGUACCGUCUGCGGGGACCCGGCAAAUGGGCUGGAGCCCGUCAAGCCAUACUAACCCAGUGGGACCGGGUCGCCCAGCCCAUGCAGACCCGACCGUGCGAGCGGCCCAAAGCCAAACGCUCUAUGAUGUGGCCGCUCAUGGUGUCGGUCGGCGUGGGUGUGGCCGCGUAUGUGAACAGGAGCAACUUGGCCGCUUUGCUGCAACACCCCGUUGCGCUUUUGGAGCGGGUCAAAGUACACCCAUCAGUAAUGAGAUUGUGAAAUGAAUAUGAGAGCUGACACACAUUUAAGUCAAAUUCUAAUGCACUAUUAGGUCGUAAAAAGGAACUAACGCUUGAAAAGUUGUUGUAAUUUCAUACUCACUGUGUUGUUUAUUUGGGUCUGUAUAAGUUGAUGUUUUGGCAAUAAAUUGUACAUUUUGAAUAUA